UUUGUUCCACCCGGACUCUAUAUGGUGUGGCACCGAGUGCGACUUUGACCCAUGAUGAUUUUCACUAUCGCGUUUUUCUGCUUAUUUUAGAAACAAACAAAUAAGUGAAAGUUUUUUAAAAAUGUUUGUUAUAACAGAGACUGUGUUCCGCAGUGCCACAGUGUGUGUGCUGACUCGGGCUACACUGCUCAGGUGUCCGAGUGUGUGUAAAAAUCACUAUCAUUCACACACUUUAGUGAGAUUUUACUCUUCAGAGAAGAAAACAGUGAGAAUCGGCUGUGCUUCCGGCUUCUGGGGAGACACAGUGACGUCAGUUCCUCAGCUCAUACACGGAGGGAAGCUGGACUUUCUGGUGUUUGAUUAUCUGUCAGAAAUUACCAUGUCGCUCCUCACAGCAGCUAAAGCUAAGAGUCCUAAUUUGGGUUACGCUCCUGAUUUUGUUGUUGCUGCUGUUUCUCCUUUCAUCAAGGAAAUCAGCCAAAAAGGUAUUCGUGUGGUUAGUAACGCCGGUGGUGUGAAUCCUCUCGCAUGUGCAGCUGCUAUACAGGAAGUAGUGCAGAAAUCUGGGCUCAGUUUGAAGGUUGCCGUGGUAACUGGUGAUGAUCUUAUGCCUCAAAAAGACUCUCUGAAUUUAUUGAAGAUGGCUGAAACACAAGAAACCAAACCGCUUCCCAAAACUGUACACAGUAUGAACGCAUAUCUGGGCGCUCUCCCCAUAAAGCGAUGUCUGGACCUCGGGGCUGAUGUGGUGGUCACUGGCCGCUGUGUGGACAGCGCUGUGGUGCUCGGACCCCUGAUGCAUUCAUUUGGCUGGGAUCAGAAUAACUUUGACCUCUUGGCUGCUGGAAGUCUGGCAGGUCACCUGAUCGAGUGUGGAGCCCAAGUGACCGGCGGCAUUUUCACUGACUGGCACACGGUUCCUGACUGGGAUAACAUGGGCUUCCCCGUGAUCGAGUGUUCCUCUGAUGGCUCCUUCACGCUCUCCAAACCUCCCAGAACUGGUGGGCUGGUGUCAUAUGGUACAGUAGCAGAACAGUUAGUGUAUGAAAUAGGAGAUCCACGUCAUUACCUUCUGCCUGAUGUCACGUGUGACUUCUCACACGUCACCAUUACUGAGAUUCCAGGUGUUGAUGGAGGAGCAGUGAAAGUGGGUGGAGCCAAAGGAUCACCACCAUCAGUUGACUACAAGGUCUGUGCCACUUAUAUGGAUGGAUUCAGAGCGACGGCGGUUUGUCCUGUCGUCGGACCUCGAGCAGCACAGAAAGCCAGAAAGACUGCAGAGAGCAUAAUCAAAAGGACCAGGCAGAUGUUCAGACACCUGGGACUGGAUGAUUACAGUGAUGUGAAUGUUCAGGUUCUGGGUGCAGAGGACACGUACGGACCUCACGCACUCAACACUGUAGAUCUUCGGGAAGCAGUUCUGUGGAUGGCCGUCCAUCAUAAGCAGAAGAAAGCUCUUGAAAUUUUCUCUAGAGAAGUGGCUCCUGCAGGAACCGGCAUGGCUCCUGGACUGACAGGGAUUGUCGGAGGCAGACCACGAGUGUCUCCUGUACUGAAGUCUUUUUUCUUCCUACAUCCUAAAGCAGCCCUGAAGGUGAACAUCCACCUUAACGGAGAGCUGAUGGAGACGUACAGAGAGACGGUGUGUCGUUCACCUGAAGAACUUCAUACUUCCUCUCAGCUCCUAGAGCAAAAUGACGUCCCUACGGAUCUCCCCAGCGGUCCUCACACUUAUAGACUUGAAGAAUUGGCGUUUACACGAAGUGGAGAUAAAGGAAACUCUGCCAAUGUUGGAGUUAUAGCCAGAAACCCACUGUACUUUCCCUAUCUGAAGAAGUGUUUGACCGCCGAAAGGGUGGAGAAAUUCUUUCAGCACCUGAUUAAGAAAGAAGAUGACAAUCUGCCCUGCGUGACACGGUUUGAGUUGCCCGGUGUUUGUGGUUUAAACUUCCUGAUACGCAAUUCUCUUGGAGGAGGAGGAGUGGCGUCUUUAAGAAGUGACCCUCAGGGAAAAGCUUAUGGACAGAUGUUGCUGGACUACAGACUGAGUGGACUUCCUGACCUCACCUCACUGGUAGACAGGAACAUGAUGGUCUAAAGUGUUUAAUGUGAUUCACCACGUGAACAAGACGCAGAGCACGAGCAAAUAAAUCUCUUACUGGUGUUAUAACGUAUUAUAAUGUGUACGUGGAGCUUAGACAUUAACUUCCAUCACUCUUAAAUACUUACAGAUUUCUCACUGAAUUAGGAGGUUAAAGUGAAACAUCUUCAUAUUAAACUGUUAUUUGUGUGAUUGUUAGUGCAGUUACACUGGAGUUUAAUCCGAUUCACUGCUCAAAAUCAAGCUCUGGACUCAAACUCCCAGAAUGCAGUGCAGUUAUACAACUCAA
Tachysurus fulvidraco (yellow catfish) is the source of this 2390-nucleotide messenger RNA. RefSeq names its product lecithin retinol acyltransferase b, tandem duplicate 1 (gene lratb.1). The transcript is spliced from 20 exons. NCBI's taxonomy places the organism in Eukaryota, Metazoa, Chordata, Actinopteri, Siluriformes, Bagridae. The record is from RefSeq and is a predicted model, not a curated record. The coding region runs from base 122 to 2098 and encodes 658 amino acids.